This is a messenger RNA of Pecten maximus, 2826 nucleotides long. RefSeq lists its product as uncharacterized. The record is from RefSeq and is a predicted model, not a curated record. The transcript is spliced from 7 exons. The coding region runs from base 297 to 2360 and encodes 687 amino acids. Lineage: Eukaryota; Metazoa; Mollusca; Bivalvia; Pectinida; Pectinidae.
CUUUCCAGGUGCGACAUGGAGGUUCAACAAGGAGCAAUAUCUGGCACAGAAAACAUGAUUUUUUGAAAAUCUAUGGUUGUUUUGGGUGAAUAAGUACCUUCCAAUAUUUCAUUCGUAUGUAAGACGGAGGAAUAUACGUACGCUGGUAUGUAAAAGCUGAUGUAAAUGACGGAUGUAAACAAUAGCACCGGAAGGUCACAGACCGACGAACCGUCUGUGUAGUUGUCAAACGAUCAAGGGAGGCUGUGCUGUAGGAUCAGACCGAUGCAGGGUAUGUGUGAUGGUGUCGGAGCAGCAUGCACACUGUAACAGGGCGACAGUGGACCCGAACAUGGGCGCUAUGUUGUCUCCUCGCCGGACACCUGUUAACUUACGUAGUGUCCCUCCCAGGCAGAGAUGUGUGGACUAAGACGGCCUGUGCUGGAGAAUGUAAUGAUAAGUACUCUCUAGAAUGUCCCUACCAACAGAAGAUUGCCAUCAAAGAUCUGCAAUACUAUUCCAAGCCUCUGACUUCAGAGUGUCCUAGCUCUGCCUGUCAGGACCUUGAUAAAUGCUGCAGAUAUGACCCAUACGACUGUAGAAUGCCAUUUUCAGAGUCAAAGGCAUAUGAUGUGUACAAGCGUUGUUCUGGGAUGCAGCGGUGUGGCUGGCUCCAAGCUGAUAGCGCAGCAUAUACCUGUAACAGCAGAAACCAUACCAACUACGUCCGGGCCUCCUACAAAUGUGUUGAUGAUUCCUCCUUCCUAGACAUGUGUUCCAAUCAGUCCCUGGAAGGAGACACCAUCAACCUGAUAUUUAAUGGCACACAUAUGGAAACCUCUAACCGGCAGUCAAACCGCUGUGUCUGUAUCCUAUCUACUUCUGACUGUAGUUCUAUCGCGAAACUUCAUUUCCGUACCGUGGAUGUGCGUCUUCAUGAAGCCAGCAAUAUCUCCAAGUGUCACCCACAUGCCAAGUUCACCAUCACUGAUACCAAUGGUCCUCGGGACUAUAAAUGCCAGACAAAUCAUUUCUACCGACAAUUCAUGGACAUAUACUACAGUUCCUCCUCCUACGCCCGCAUGUCAAUGUACUACGAACCAGGCGUGUACCCUGCCCAGGUGUGGCUGCAAGUCAAAGCAACUUUAUCUGGCCAAAAGGUGGUCAUUUCGUGUGGUAAGAAGAGUGCUGAAAAUCCACGAUUUUGUGGUCCAGUGGAAAUGAUACCAACCACUCCCAAAACACAUAAUCCGCAAGCAACGAUUAGUGAAGAUGGUAUUUUUGAUGGGAAUGGAGACAGCACACAGGGUCCCCUCCCAGGUUACGAUGCAGAUAGGGGUGGAGCACGGUCAAAGGAACACACAGAGUGGCCAGCUAUCAUAGGGGGCGCUGCAGCUGGUGCUAUUGUUCUCCUUCUACUUAUCCUCCUCAUCUGUAUCAUCCGACGAAGACAAUCAAGAAAAAGGAGAAAAGCCAAGGAACAUGACGAUGAAACACGACGAGUGUUGACAGGAGGAAAUAUCCCACCACCACUUCCCCUGGCCGAUAGGUAUGAACCAAACGAGGGGAAUUACUACGAAACAGUCGGGGCUACCAAUGGUAAGCCUGUUGGUGACACUGGCAGUAUCAUUAGUCCUGGAAAAAUCAUGGAAACUUUUACUCCAGGUAAAAAACAUAGUGGACAGUUUUUUCCUUCUGAUGUGAAAAUUCCACCUCCAGUUCCAACUCCUAAGGUAAACAAAAAAUCGCCAGAAAUAGAGGCAAACCCAUACCAUAUGCCAUGGGAUAACAGUAAUUUUCCGAUGAACCGAGCUGAACAACGGGAUCUCGCUUAUGCAACAAGUGAUGAGAUACAAGUACUGAUCCAGCGAAUGGAGCAGGACCGUCGCUGUCUCAAUGAGGGCGUGAAGGAUGAAGAACAAGUGGUACCUAACCCCAACUUCUAUAUUCACAUAGAUGAUUACAAGAUCAAGCAGAGCCCACACAAACCCAUGGGGCAUGCUGAUGAACAGGAUAGCUCAGAGGAUGAGCAGGGAGCUAGUGUUAAUCCCAGGAAUUAUGAGGAUAUUCAUGUGGAAUCAGAUGAGGAUACACCUAACUUAGUCUGUGAAAAUCCUGGCAAGACUAAAGUGAAUGUGUUAAAGGAAUCAUCAAAUGAGAAUUGUUGUGAAAGCGAGGACACUGGCUACCGGUCAGUAGGAAGCCCUGACCAGGUAAUGGUGUCUGAGGAUGACUACCUCAUACCGGGCUCAAUCAAGUCAUCCCUGUCAGACGGCAGUAAGGCUGGAACAUUACAGAAGGAGGAUACAGAAACUCUCACUAAUCCACGUCAGUCAGAUGUGUUUGAGGCAGAACCAGACGAGACGAGCACCAAGUUUUGAUGGUGUUUGGUCGAAAAUGCUAUAUAUUGUCACAAAUUUACACUUCUGUUUUUGCGUGUUUAAGUUGGGAUGUGAAGCCCAUACACCCCAUCAGUAUACUGCAAUGAAUUUCAAACAUUCUUGCCAAUUUGUGAUCUGGGCAUACAUGCUAUACUGCCCUCAGUAUUUGAAAUAUUAUGUUGAUGUUUGAUUUUGAUUUCUAUUGAUUUUUUAAGAUAUUUUAGGUAUACCAAUUGUUUUCUUCUUCAGUGAUGUUUCUACUAAAAAGUUUGAUCAUGAUAAAAUCAUAUUUACAUUAAUUGUUAAAAAUUAUCUGAAAACUUUUUAUGUACUCAUUCAAUUUUUCCAUUUCACAUUAUUCAACAUGCCAAAUUGCCAAGUUUUCAAGUGAUAUCAAUAUACUGCCAAAGUGAAUGACUGAGACAGAUUUGAUGCUAUUUAGAGUUAAUUAUGUAAAAAUCAAAAU